This is a messenger RNA of Arvicola amphibius (Eurasian water vole), 4377 nucleotides long. It is a transcript of the gene Tatdn1, whose product is annotated as TatD DNase domain containing 1. Gene Ontology annotation, molecular function: 3'-5'-DNA exonuclease activity. Bases 302 to 1186 code for a protein of 294 amino acids. The record is from RefSeq and is a predicted model, not a curated record. NCBI's taxonomy places the organism in Eukaryota, Metazoa, Chordata, Mammalia, Rodentia, Cricetidae. Gene Ontology annotation, cellular component: cytosol. The transcript is spliced from 12 exons.
AUAUUGGUAUCAACCUGACAGAUCCUAUGUUCAGAGGAAUUUAUAGGGGGGUGCAGAAGCAUCAAGAUGACUUACAGGAUGUAAUAGAGAGAGCUAUCCAGAUUGGUGUCAAAAAGAUUAGCAGAGAUGGGCAGCCUAACUAUCAAGUGACUGUAAUGGCUGUCUGAAGUAUGCUGAUUUCUCAAGAGCCAUGAAUUCGUUUUACAAAGAAUUGUCACUUCAUUAAUGUAUCAGUUUUUGGUCUUAGAACCCCUCUACUUUCUUUAGUAUUAUGGCGGAGCCUCUAAAAAGCUUUUAGUUUAUGAUCACAGGUGGAAGUCUACAAGACAGUAAAGAUGCACUGCAGUUGGCACACACAAAUGACAUGUUUUUCAGUACAGUUGGGUGUCAUCCCACAAGAUGUGAUGAAUUUGAAAAGAAUAGCCCUGAUGGUUACUUAGCAGGAUUGCUGGACCUUGCUAGGAACAACAAGGACAAAGUUGUAGCAAUAGGGGAAUGUGGUCUCGAUUUUGACCGCCUGCAGUUUUGUCCCAAAGAUACUCAGCUCAAAUAUUUUGAAAAACAAUUUGAACUGUCAGAACAGACACGGUUACCAAUGUUUCUUCACUGUCGAAACUCACAUGCCGACUUUUUGGACAUAAUGAGAAGAAAUAGAGACCGGUGUGUGGGUGGAGUGGUGCAUUCAUUUGAUGGGACGAAGGAAGCAGCGGCUGCUUUGAUUGACUUGGACUUUUACAUAGGAUUUAAUGGUUGCUCACUGAAAACAGAAGCUAACUUGGAAGUUCUGAAGUCAAUACCUAGUGAAAAACUAAUGAUUGAAACAGAUGCGCCUUGGUGUGGAGUUAAAAGCACACAUGCUGGAUCAAAAUACAUAAAAACUUCAUUUCCUACCAAAAAGAAAUGGGAAAACGGGUGCUGUUUAAAAGACAGAAACGAGCCCUGCCAUAUAAUGUUCACCUGCAUUGCUGUGUCAUCUCCCAGGUUCACCUGCAUUGCUGUGUCAUCUCCUAGGUUCACCUGCAUUGCUGUGUCACCUCCCAGGUUCACCUGCAUUGCUGUGUCAUCUCCUAGGUUCACCUGCAUUGCUGUGUCAUCUCCUAGGUUCACCUGCAUUGCUGUGUCAUCUCCCAGGUUCACCUGCAUUGCUGUGUCAUCUCCUAGGUUCACAUCUUUUCCAUCCAAAUGAGUUUACUGCCUUAGUGGCUUUGGUCAUUUCUUACUUUGUAGGAAAAGAGACCUUAAAGCGUGCCAUAGAGUCAGUCCAAUGUACCUGCCCUGCUACUGUUUAUCACCUGUUGGGUGACCUUUAGUUAAUGGUUAUCUAAAUGUUAAAUAUGGACAAGACAGCUCCGGGGAGGUACCAGUUCUCGGAGCCUCACGAUGGAAUGGCAUGACAGGAUGCCCUUUCCUCAACCUCCCCUGAAAAACAGAAGGCAGAAUUCCAGAAUAGGAUAUGUGUAGAGAGCUGUGAAGAAUCUCCUGGCAAACAGGAAAAGUUGGUCAUAUCAUUUUAUGGACUCCUAUCCAGAGUAAGUCUAGACUUUAUUGGUCUAGUGUGGUUUGCCACUGUAGGCUUAGCUCCAACAUUUAUAAAGAUUAGUUAUCAGAUUGUUUCUGGUAGACAGUAAUGUCUUGAAAAUAUGACUUAAAGUAAUUUGUAAUAAUAGAGUAUAAGCCAGAUCUAAAAUUCAGCAGGCAGCAAAACCAAUGGAAGUGUCCUUCUACACUGCAUAUGGGUCUUUUGUCUUUAACACACUGGUUUUGGCAGAGUUUGAACUGAUGCUUAAAACCUCUCACGUGAGGGAUCUUUGUGCUCUGCUUGUAAAAUACCACUUUCAGGCAUUUUUGUUUGUUUUUUGGCUGGAGGUGGUGGAGGAAUUUGCAGAUUCAAUUAGAAGACAUUUUUUCUCAAAAUUCGACAGUCUAAGGGGACACUAGAGAUCCCAGGACAAUAAAGAAGCUGUUAUUUCACUACGGCCACUUGGCAAAUACACACACUACUUGGAGGAUAUAGUGCCAGUGUAUGUUUUCCAUACUUAAUGCCUUGUAAAAUCAUAGCUGUUGGCCGUAGCUGUAAACUUGCAAGGCAAAUUUCAUGGAGUUUUUAAUGCAGACUUAAGAACUGAAAGCAGUGCAUCAGCCCGUCCUGCAGUUAGCUAAGUGGCAGAGCUUGGGGAAAUUGGCAUUUGCAAGCGGAAAAUGUCAACAUUUCAGAUGGCUGUGCCUCUGCUACUUAGAAUCUGUUAGCUUCCACUCCACUGAGUUUUCCAUUUAACUCUUUAUAUACAGGUCUUCCUUUCCUUUAGGCUAUAAAUUUCUUGAAACAUAUUUUGGUCAGGAAAUGGGCAAGUUACUGAGGCUACCUAGAAGAACCAAUAGUUCUUAUGAUCACACACCCACUGAAUGAGUAGGGUCAAUGUGGCAGCAGUUUUGGAGAGGAGACCUCUGCUCCCUGGAGCAAACAAGCAGAUACAGUAAGCUGCUUGAGAGGACCCUGGAGCUAACAACUGUCUGCCCUAAGAGGUUCUAGGAGCAUGCUUUACUAAGGUGGAAUUUAGCUGUUUACUAAGCAGGCCUGCAGUCAGGUCGGAUAAAGACAAAUGUUGAGCAAAGGCAGGCUGCAGAAGAGUCUGGCAGUGUCAGGGAGACAAUGUACUUAGUGUGGCAGAAAAUAGGGUGAGGUGAGUGGAAGAAGAGAAAUCUGGGACAGCAGUGAGACCAGAUCCUUGGGGCUUUUGUCUGGCAGCAGUGUAGAUUUCAUCAUGACCCAGAGACUACAACAGGAGAAUGGUGAUUUUUACUCGAGUCAGGGUCUCAGGUAGCCCAGGUGGCUUAGAAGUUGCUCUACAGCAGUGGGUGACCUUGAAUCCUUAAUCCCCUUACUUCUGUCUCCCAUCUAUUGGGGUUAGUCCUGAGUCACCAUGUGUACAUCCACUAUGUUGUUCAAGAGUUAAUUGUUUGUCAUUGUGGGGAAUACUGAAAGGUGAUUGAUGGGUUGAUACUGCAAGACUUCAAUGCCUGUGCCUUGCGUAAGGGUGUCCCAGUAGCGGCUGGAAAGAUGGCUCAGAGAUUAAGCGCACUUGAGAACUGAGAUGUUCCCAGAGCCACAUAUUAGGCAGCUCACAACUCCAGCUCCAGGCAAAUCUGAUUCCUCUGGUCCGUGCACUCAUGUUUGUACACACACCCACACACAACCACUGCCACACACACUUAGGAUUGAAAAAUAAUUUAAAGUGUCACAGUAAUGCUAUACUUAAAAAAUAACUGCAGCUUUAUGCCUCUGAAGCUACAGAGAAAUAAAUACACUGGAUACAAGGACUGGCUUCCUAAACAGAAUGCUUUCCUAAGCACGGCGACUGUAGCACACGUCUGAAUAGUAGGGUGACCCUGCGGCACAGUCUCAGCAGAGCAGCUGUGCUCUGGGCCCUCUCCGUCAGCGGCAGCACCCCUUACCAAUGUAGUCUGCGCACAUAAACGUCCUCAAGCUCACUGCGGAAAACUGCAUUUUGACUGCUUCAGUGUCACAGAGUUCCUUGUCGGUGUCUGUGUCAAGCAAGGCUUCUGUGUCAUACUGAGACCAGGUUUUAAAAUUCCAGCUAAUCUUAAAUUCCCUAUCCUACUAAUUUGGGGUGUUCAAGUAGGGUACUCAUAAAGGGAACAAAAAGCUCAUGACAAGGAAUAUUUAAAUGUUUAAUUUGGACUACAACUUUCUAAUCCGUGUUUAAAAACUACUUACAGAUAAUACUGCUUGGAAACCACCACUGUUGAUCAUUAUUUUCUGCAAAGAAACAGAAAGAGGCCUCUAGGCUCUUCUCUCUGCUCUGACACAGGACCGCAACCCUCCCACUGCUACACCUUCUGUACCUGCCAUCAUGUGUUUACUGUGCACACGACCAUCCCUUGCUGUCUGUUAAAAGACUAGUUCAGUAAGCAGUGCCUUUCAAGUUUUUGGCCCUGCUCUCCUCAACACCAUCAUUAUAUAUACACAUAGACACACACACACACACGCAGACACACACACAUAUAUAUGUGUGUGUGUGUAUAUAUAUAUAUAUAUAAAUAAAAUGAAACCCAAAAGUAGAAAGGAACUUAACCUGUAUUAUGUGAACAUAUAUUUCGUUUUUAAGAUGAUCAUGAUCCAGUAACAAAUGUGUUGUGACCUACAGUCUUAAAGGACUCACACCCCUGCGGCCUUAGCGCUGCACUUACAUGACCCUGGUUUCUGUUUUCUUUAUAUGCAUGUUAGCUCCAGAACUUUGAUUGUCAGCAACUGGUAAUGUUUUCCUACUGAUAUUACUGACAACUUUAAUAACUCUUAAAACUUCCUUAGGAAGGGUACAAGCUCUUACACAGGAAAAGGUGAUUAUAUAUAAUUUA